Messenger RNA from Acaromyces ingoldii, 536 nucleotides. RefSeq names its product cupin domain protein. Lineage: Eukaryota; Fungi; Basidiomycota; Exobasidiomycetes; Exobasidiales; Cryptobasidiaceae. Bases 47 to 508 code for a protein of 153 amino acids. The record is from RefSeq and is a predicted model, not a curated record. The transcript has 2 exons.
CGCCAUUCUCUCUCAGACCAACCACACACCUACAUCGCAGCAAAGAAUGGAAAAGCAACCACAAGGAGGCAUCCGAAGGGUGACAACCACCCAAGACAAGGCGGGGCUCGCUAUUGUCGAGCACGACGACGAGUGCGAGCUGCUCGACGUCACGCCCGAGCACGCCACAUUCGCUGUCGUCUGGAGCUCGGACAAGUCGCCAGCAGACAACGCAGACCCCCGUGACGGCGCAAAGCAGCCCGUCUGGUCUGGUCAGCUGCACAACCCUGAGGGCUCGGUCCUGCGCUUCGUCGACUUUCCCCCGCACUGCAAGUCGCCGAUGCACAAGACCCAGUCGCUCGACUACGGCAUCGUCAUGUGGGGCGAGAUCGAAUUGCACCUCGACGGUGGCGAGAAGCGGACGCUCAAGCAGAGCGAAGUCAUCGUCCAGCGCGGCACCAACCACCUGUGGGCCAACACGACUGACAAGUGGACGCGGGUUGCCUUUGUCCUGCUGGGCGCCAAGUAGCCGUCUCUCCUGUAGAAUAAAUUGGGCC